This is a messenger RNA of Paraglomus brasilianum, 1950 nucleotides long. The record is from the annotation of a GenBank genome assembly. NCBI's taxonomy places the organism in Eukaryota, Fungi, Glomeromycota, Glomeromycetes, Paraglomerales, Paraglomeraceae.
AUGCCAACUAUCAGAAAACUCCGAAAAUUACCAACUCGGCAAAAUAUUUCCGAAAUCAAAGUUACUGGUAGCAACUUCUCCCGAAGUAGAAUUAAUCGUGAAAUCGAAUGGAUUAGAGCCAGACAUCCGAAUAAAAGAUUCCAAGUUCUUCUUCCCUAUGAGAGUUGGAAACCUGGCUCAUGGUUUGAAAGUCAUCAAGAAGUAUCAUUAUUCACGUUAUCAGAUCAUUAUGAUGAAUCGCAAAUUCCAGAAGGAGGAGGAGAUCCCGAAUCGUAUGAUCAAUUCAUUAUUUAUGUUACUGAUCCCGUGGCAUUAGCAGGUGGCUGUGGUGGAAGCUCUGCUUCUGAUUCAAAGAGAGAUAAUGGUUUGAAUGACUGUCUCUACCAAUGUUUGUAUCAUGCCUACGGAACGUUUUCAAAUAUGCCAAAGGUUAUCGAAAAACCUGAUAUUCUGAAGAAAGCAUUAGGUUUAAAAAGAAAUGCUCCAGUUCCAGUACAUCUUAUUGAAGAAGUAGAGCGUUUGGCUAGAUCUAUUGCUAUUAACAUCACUGGUGACAUAAAUCGAAUUUCCAAAAGUCCAGCCCACCGACAAAUUACUCUUACCCUUGCCAAUGGACAUUAUUCUCUUGUACCAAAUCCAGAUCGAAGACAAACUGACCCUGGUACUGCUAAACCAAAAUUACCUAUAACUUAUCAAGAAGAUGGUAUAAAUAAUAUUGUAAAAAUUUAUAACGGCAAAUCAAUUCGAUCCAUUGCAGUACCGGAGAUGAGAAAGCUCCAAUCCAAGUCUGUCUAUGGAAAAUGGUGCUUCAUCCCGGUUUCUAAAAGCGAGACAUUGGAGGAAGCUUUUGAAAGAAUACAUGAAGAGCGUAAUGUUCUAUUGGAAGAAUCCAAAAAACUCGGCCUAACAAUCGAUCUCUUUAUGUGUCAUGGUAAUUAUAAAAAAGUUGCAUUAUGGCUCUUUGAACGAUUAAGCCAGGCUAUUCCAGCCAAUGAACCAUUAGAUCCCAUGGAAGCUAAAUGGAUUUCCGAUGCAAUGAUGGGUGGAAUUAUAUGGGCUGAUAACAAUUGGCAAGGAUAUGGCAGACAAUAUGAUGAAACAAGUCUUUAUCCCAGUAUUAUGCAAUCGACGCUAACAUUCCCAAUAUCUAAAGGGAAAUUCCAGAUGCUUCAAGAUUUUGUAAACUUUAGGGGCUAUAUUUUAUAUGGAACAUUUCGCGCUACUGUGGAAUUUAGAGAGGACGUAAAAUGCUUGUUUCGUUAUAAUAAACGCAAUAAGUAUACUCACAUCGAUUUAACUCGUGCCAGAAAAUUAGGUCUUCAAGUUACAUUAAUUCAGGAUGGUUCUCCAAACGCGCUGGUUUAUGAAAAGGAAACGAGAAUUCCGGGUAAAGUUAUAUUUGGAGAAUAUGUACAUUUUCUCUUCAAGUUAAAGAAUAUUGGCGGAAUUGCUGGACGAGUAGCGAAAAAAAUUCUCAAUACCUUAUGGGGAGCAUUAUGUCAAAGAAAUAAAUCAUAUCAUGACAUAUCUGAUGCCGAACAUUCUUCCAAGCCUUUCGAAUUUCCGGAAGGAGAAGUUCUCGAUUCAAUAACACCUACAGGCCAUGCUCAUAUUUCCGGGGAAAUGAUGUCCACAUCCUGGGUAUGCCAAUUUUCUAAUCCUGGAAACUUAUUCAAGGGUGAGUAUCCCAGAAUUGCACCAUUUAUUAUAGCACAAGGUCGUAAAAUUAUUUCUGAAACAAUUGAGCCAUAUAAGGAGAAAGUUAAACGCGUUCAUACUGAUGGAUUUAUAUUAUCAGAAGAUCCCGAAAAUUCUCACCUUAUUGAUUGUUUGGAAGGCGCUUCAAAAACUUUGAAAUCUCUUAAAUUCGAGAAAGAAGGUAAAGUCCUAGUAAAAAAUGCUAACCAAGUAGUAUGGCUAGAGUCUACGACUCGAAGCUUUGCUUCCUAA